This is a messenger RNA of Hylaeus anthracinus, 1908 nucleotides long. RefSeq names its product protein C12orf4 homolog. Gene Ontology annotation, cellular component: cytoplasm. The transcript is spliced from 10 exons. The record is from RefSeq and is a predicted model, not a curated record. The coding region runs from base 186 to 1847 and encodes 553 amino acids. NCBI's taxonomy places the organism in Eukaryota, Metazoa, Arthropoda, Insecta, Hymenoptera, Colletidae.
AUAUACAAUUAAUCUAUAACUAUAACCUUGAAGUUGGACAGUGAAUGUAAACAGUAUAAUAAUUACAUCAAUUCGAGAUAAUACUUGUACGUACAAGUACGUAUAUUUGCAAGAUUCAUUUCACGUUCCAAAAGAUUGAAAUAUAUAUGGAUUACCACAUAUAAUGAAAAGCUGUUGUAAAAGAUAUGAAUAUGCCUGAAGAAGAGUAUGUGGAGAAAACAUUUAUAUAUAAAUUUCCAACAUGUACAACAAAUCAGGAGUACAUAUUGGAAGUACCAUUAAAAAUUCCAUAUCGUGGUUCUAUCAAAGAACUCAUGCACCGUUUAAUGUCAUCAUUCAAGUUACCAUGUUAUGUUGAAUCAGAUUUACUGAAAUCACUAGAGCAUACUAUUAAAGAGCUGACAUUACAAUACCAUGAUGAAAAAGCAGAGAAGGCUCUUGAAAGUGCUCAAUUGGGAAACUUAGAUAUUGAGGAAAUAAUAAAAAGUUGGGAAAAAAUUUACAAGCAACAAACAGUGGAAUAUGCUGAUCCAAUUGGAACAACUGAUGAAGAACUCUUUGCUACUGCAUAUCAUAGAUUGGUGCAUUCUCCAUCAUUAGAACCUAUUUUGCAAGCAGAACAUAAAUUUGGAAGAGAAGUUACUGAAGUAAUUCAGAUGAGAGACACACAUUAUGACCAACUCACACAAAAGCAAACCGAUGAAAUGCGUGUCGCUGUCGAAACUCUCGAGGCUGGGUCCACCGAAAAAUCUAUAAACGAGAUGGCGGGACGACACUUCGAGGAACAAAGUUUAUUGCAAGGUCACUGGGGAUCAAGAGUCGACGCCUUGAAAUUAGAACAAAGGCGUCAAUAUCGUAAUUGGAUUAUGAGAUUAUUGGAAGAACAGCAAACAAACAUGCUACCAACUCCAGUGGGUUCUCCGAUGGUGUCUAUGCCGUCAAUUCGACCGGCGUUAGACAAUUUUGUUCACAGCGAGGACAAAAAUACAGCGGACUAUCCAAUCUUGGAGGAAAGUUUCACUAUACAUUUAGGCUCCCAGAUGAAGCAAAUGCACAAUAUACGUAUACUGACCGGCGAUGUAUUAGACUUUUGUAGAAUAAAGAAGAGCGAGUCAGGAAUGGAUCCCACCCCACAAAGAUUGCAGACUGCUUUAGGAUUGUACUCUAACGACUUGUGCGGAUUGGUACUGCUGAGUGACAAUCAUUUAGGAAGUUAUUCGGGCAUGACAAAAGAAUUAUGCUCGAUAUGCCAGUUGACGACCGAGUUCCAUUUUCCACCGAUCGAUGAACAAUUGGAAAAGAUUCGAGAUGACGUAAAGGAUGCUGUUGCCUGGAGGCAAGCGCAUCACAAAGGAAACGACUCACAUGCGAAAAAGUCAACGACUAGCAAGAGCUUACAAACGGGCGACGUUUACAUCACGAGGCACUCAAACUUGGCCCAAGUCCAUGUAAUUUUUCACAUGGUAGUGAAUGACUCAUUGAGGUCUGGUGAUAUCAAUUCGAGACACCCCGUCAUCUUGGGAUUGAGAAACAUUUUGAAAACUGCUUGCUGCAAUGAUGUGACCACGUUAACCAUCCCCGUGCUCCUCGUACACGAAAUGUCCGAGGAUAUGACCGUGGCAUGGUGCACGAAAAGAGCAGAGCUCGUUUUCAAGUGCGUGAAAGGGUUCAUGAUAGAAAUGUCAUCUUGGGGCGGCGCAGAACUGAAGAAUCUGCAGUUUCUCGUGCCGAAGGGGAUGUCCGAAGAAGUGUUUGGUACUCUAGCCACGAUGUUACCAAGUAUAUUCCGAGUCUCGAAUCCAUUGGUGUUCAAAGCAACGAGCACACCUCAAACUCCAAAAAAAUGAACGACCAUCUUGCCACUGUUAUCAUACUCGUAUUAAGAAUAAUAAAAUAUCUGUUACUAUA